Messenger RNA from Lethenteron reissneri (Far Eastern brook lamprey), 5186 nucleotides. Its product is annotated as NUAK family SNF1-like kinase 1. Gene Ontology annotation, cellular component: cytoplasm. The record is from RefSeq and is a predicted model, not a curated record. Gene Ontology annotation, molecular function: tau-protein kinase activity; ATP binding. NCBI's taxonomy places the organism in Eukaryota, Metazoa, Chordata, Hyperoartia, Petromyzontiformes, Petromyzontidae. Gene Ontology annotation, biological process: protein phosphorylation; intracellular signal transduction; microtubule cytoskeleton organization.
CCAGCCCUGCAUCACAUCCAACGCGCGCUCUCGGCGCACGGGGAGGGGAGUAGCGCUCCCUCGCCCACUCUUCUCUCUUCUCUCUCUACCCCGCGCGGAUGAUGAUGAUGGCACGAGGGGGCACACAGCCACAUCGUCCAUAUCAUCAUCGUCUUCCCUUGGAGAAUAUGCGUGCUGUCUAGAGGAUAAGGGGAAAGAGGUCUGUGCAGAAGUCUGGUGGUCACUCCUCAUCUCGUCGUCCGUCAUCAUCAGAAGCCACCUCCAUCAUCGUCAUCCUAUCCCCAUCGCCACUCGUCAAAUCAGCCGUCAUCAUCAUCACCAACAACAACAACAACCACGAACGCCUCUUCGGCUCCUGCUCCCAGCUGAUUGCUGGAGGCAGCCUCCGGAUGGCUACCGAGGUGCUGCUGAGGACCCGACGCGCAGAACCAGCCGGAGCCACCAGAGAUGUCCGGGUUCGCGGUUCGACACCAGCUACACGCCGGUCCGCGCUGGUUCAGUUGCAGCCACAGCAGCAGCAACGUCAUCUUCACCAGCAGCAACGGCAGCAAUCGCCGUGCUCUUCCUCAACCGCAGCAGCAGCAGCAUUCUCCCCGUUCACUUACUCCUGCCCGGCUUCGCGAGUCAAACCGGGACGUCCUGGGUCUCCGGUUGCCACCGCCGCCGCUGCUGCUGCCACCACUGCCGGCUUGGCUCAUCGUGGAGUGCGGAGACACCAACACACGCACAACCUGAAGCAUCGCUACGAGUUCCUGGAGACCUUGGGCAAGGGGACGUACGGCAAAGUGAAGAAGGCGAUCCACAGGGCGAGCGGACGCAAGGUGGCGAUAAAGUCAAUCCGCAAGGACAAGAUUAAGGAUGACGGCGAGAUGGUGAACAUCUGGCGGGAGAUCGAGAACAUGUCGUUGCUGAGCCACUCCAACAUCAUCGGCGUCUACGAAGUGUUCGAGAACAAGGACAAGAUCGUGAUGGUGAUGGAGUGCGCCGAGGGGGGGGAGCUCUACGACUUCCUGAGCGCGCGUCGCCGCCUCCCCGACGCCGAGGCGCGGCGUCUCUUCCGCCAGGUCGUCUCGGCCGUGCACUGCUGCCACAAGAACGGUGUGGUCCACAGAGAUCUGAAGUUAGAAAACAUCCUCCUGGACGAGAACAACAACAUCAAGCUCGCGGAUUUUGGCCUCUCGAGCAAGUUCCACGGCGACCGACUGCUCCAGACGUUCUGCGGGAGCCCCCUGUACGCGUCGCCCGAGAUCGUCAACGGACGCCCCUACCGAGGCCCCGAGGUGGACAGCUGGGCCCUGGGCGUGCUGCUCUACACGCUGGUGUACGGGACGAUGCCCUUCGACGGGCGUGACCACCGCACACUCGUGCGCCAAAUCAGCAGCGGCGACUACAAGGAGCCCACUCAGCCCUCCGAUGCGUGCGGCCUCAUCCGCUGGAUGCUCAUGGUGAACCCGGAGCGCCGCGCCAGCAUCGAGGACAUCGCCAGCCACUGGUGGGUCAACUGGGGUCACAGCGGCUCGCUGUGCGACUGCGACGCCCGCGCGCCCCCCACCGGCUCGCCCGCCCGCUCCCGCGGCUGGUCCUACCCGCAGCCGGCGCUCGACUCUCACCAGCGCUGGAAGGCAGCGGCGGCGCCAGCGGCGGCGGUGGCGGCGGCGGCCGCGGUGGCAACGGGCGGCGGGCAGCGCAACGGCGAGGAAGACGGCGCCGGUGUCGCCGCUCGCCCGGCGGGAUCGGCGCCCGCCGCCCGGUGCCUGCAGAAGUCGCGCAAGGAGAACGACGUUACCCACACUCAGGCCGCCGGCGGCAGCGGCGCUGGCGGCGACCCCCAGCCGAUCGCGGCUCGGGCGCCGGCGCGGAAGCCCAAGAGCAUUCUGAAGAAGCGCAGCGACUUCGCCGAGCGCUCGCAGCCGGCCGCACGCAGCUUCGACAGCUACACCUCCUCCGCCGCCGCCGGCGCCCGCUGCAGCUUCCCAGACGACGCGGAGCUGCCAAAGCGCGCGCCGUCGCCCUCGCAGUGCCACCCCGCCGCGCCCGCCGGCGGCACCGCGAAGAUGCCGCGGAAGGGGAUCCUCAAAAACGGCGGCGGGGGCGGCGCAGGUGGCGGGGGCCAGCGGGAGAGCGGUUACUACUCGUCCCCCGAGCGCAGCGGCUCGCUGGACAUGACGGUGCUGCUGGCGGUGCGGACGGGCGGCGUGGAGCCGGACGGGAGCGGCGGCUGGCGCUCGAUUCUCACAACGCCGCCCCCGCCUCCGCGCAGAGGCAGCAGCGGCUUCGUGGUGUUGCGCCACAAGGGCAUCCUGAAACGCCACGGCAAGUUCUCUCAGAGGCCCGCCAGCCUCGGCGCCGAGGCCCCGCCGCCAGCGCGCAUGUCGCGAUCGCUCGGCGAUCUGCUCCUGCUCGGCGAUGCUGGGGGCGGCGGAGGGGGCGGCGGUGAGCGGGGCUCCAGUGCCGGAGGCGGUCUUCAGAGUCGCCCUUCGAGCGUGAUGAGCGACGACAGCAUCCUGUCAAGCGAGUCGUUCGACUGUCUGGACUUUCAGGAAGGUGUUGUGGACGGGCGCAAUGUCACCGCCGCCGCCACCGCCGCCGCCACCACGAUCGGCCUGAGACCGUCCAAGAGCCGAGAGCCCAGUGAGGACUCGGUGUUUGAUGGAGACGAUGACGACGAUGACGACGAUGACGACGAUGAUGACGACGACGCCUCUGCGAUGAAUACUUAUGAGCGAGUGUUGCAGUUGAGUCCGAGGCUCAUUUGACUUCGAGGAUGUCGCUCGGACGCUCGCCCACGCACGCACGCGUGGACACGCGAUAUCGCAUUAAUUUAAUUUUUGUUUUAUUUUUUAUCGCCGCGUAUGUUCACGCGUAAUCUGUGCCAAACGCUGCAACGACUACUGGAGGCUCGGCGGGGGGUGGGGGGGAAAGUUGUAAACGGUAACUAAACGGCGGGUGGGGAAAAAACCCAAGUCGAUUUCUUACGAAUCGUGGAUGAGUUCGUAACCAAAAACUCGUGCGCCGUUUCAGGAGCUUUAGAGGUGGCCUGGUGGCCGGGUCAGUCCCGCUUAUGUUCUGGGUUCAAUUCCGGGUUUCAGCCCAGCUACCUGUGAUUAUUACAUUUUGACUUUGCAAGUGUUAAGCAAGUUUAUUAUGGGUUUUGGCCUUGGUCACAAAACAAAAAUCAGCAAUAUCAAAUUGGGUUUGGCAUUUAUUGUUUUAUUUAUUCAAAUAUUUCACCUGGAUCGUCGCUUGAGAUGGAACAUCUCAUUUGCAAAGGGUUCCCAGGGUGUCUGUUGCUACACGUAUAGCAAAUGCGUAAUGACUUGUAUAUAUAUACACGUGUGUGUGUAUAUACACACACGUGUAUAUAUACACACACAUCUAGAACCUAUAGAGCAUCUGCCCAUCUCAUAAAUAUAAAAGCUGUGUGGCUUGAUUGGCAUGGAAGACCUAAUGAGACUGCCACGAAGUGGUACUCAUUUUAAUUCCCCCUGGACGCACCAUGGGUCGGCUGAGUCAACCCCCGGACCAGGAUUUAAACUCGCGCGCUUUCCGAGUCUGAGCCACCCACUCUAAGGCUCGAGCCAGCUUGGCCGGUCGACACUUUGACCUUUGAUCGACAUGCGACAAAUAAGCUUUACAGGGUGCAUGGAAAGAUAUGACCCCCCCCCCCCCCCCACGGUGUGUGAAAAUUAAGACGCUGUUUAAGGGACUUCUAAAGUAGUUCUGGAGUAUCUUCUUCCAGAGGUUUGUUCUCUGACACAGGGUGAUGCACUACGAGCUGUGGGAGCUCGGAACGGACAAUUCUCGGACAAACCAAAACAAAAUAUAUUCUAAACUCUAAAUUAAACAAUUUUUUUUAUUUUACCAGAUAAGGCCCACUGAGCUAUUUAGCUCUUUUUCAGAAGCGACCUGGCCACAAAUGAUAGCUCAACGAAGCGGCAUAUAGCGUGGAAAUGUAUAGCAGCCAAAUACUCUAAACGCAUGUUGAUUCUAAAUGUGGAGGGAAAAACCGGAGGACUUGGAGACAAAUCCACGCAAACUCCAAAUACACAGGCGUCAGGGUCGGGAUCAAGCCUACGCUCUCCUCCAUACCAGGAGAUCGUGGGUUCGACCGUGAAUGGAGAAGCACUGCAGGAGAAGAGUGGAGCGAAUCCUAACCAAAGCCAGCUGCUGUCGUUUUUCCACGGUGCCAAAAGCUAUGCAAGCCUUUGCCUAGGCCCGAGCCUGGCGUCUGUCCGCCACCCACAAUGUUGUGCUCGCCCGCUUCGGUGGUGGUGGCAAGUGCAUCUGGCUUAACUGCGCCGUGAACGCAAACGUAUCUAUAGUAGAGCUGCGUUGGGUUCGAGCGCGUAACUAUAAAUGUGUCGUUAAAACCCGCCACCACCCGACAGACAACUUAUUAGCGAUGUUUGUCACGUAAACAACACGUGCCAAAUCGUUACGAGUACAGCACACCGGUGUGUUGGAGAGUAAACCCACGACAUUUACAAUUCGAGUGCGACGUUUCGCAAGUAAUCACAACUAGCAUCGUCAGGCGAGUUGUCGCCUGAUGUGCUAAUAACGAAUUGGCAUGUUUUGUUUAAGUGACAAACCUUACAAUUUGACUGUUUCGGCUCGUGGCGGGUUUAACGACGCAUUUAUAUUCACGCGAUGGAACACAAACACCUCUUAUGGAUAUUGGUUCGCGAACGCCUGCGUGUUAAACACACAAACGUGUAGAGUACGCGUUCGGUACAGGAUCGCUGAUGGGGUAAGCGUUGUGGAACUGUCGAAAUAUUUGCUCUCUGCACCUUUGCAGAAAACAGAGAAGACGAAAAAGCACUUAUCACGGAAUAGUAGCAGUAGUCGCCAAAGCCAUCGAGGGGCCGUUUCGAGUUGCUCCUCCUGUUAUCGCGCCUCCUGCACAGGGGAUAUGAAAUGAAAGGGCACAAUUUGUUUGCCUGUGCCCAUAUUCGGCAGGUUGCAGCAGCGAGCCGAUGGACGUAGAGAACGGUAAAAGGCGCAGCCCCUGCAAUCGCUCGUCUCGUGUCGCCGUCGGAGGAAGGGCCUCCGCUAAGAGAGCAGUUCUCUCUCGCGGCUAUAUUUGGCCUACUCUUCCUAUGCUGGGCAGCUGCCAUGGAAAGGUGUGAGUACGCGCACAAUCGACUCCAUCGCGUGCGACCCGUUGCAAGGAUGUGGGAUGGGCAAUC